This is a messenger RNA of Bradysia coprophila, 1556 nucleotides long. RefSeq lists its product as uncharacterized. Gene Ontology annotation, biological process: lipid metabolic process. Lineage: Eukaryota; Metazoa; Arthropoda; Insecta; Diptera; Sciaridae. The record is from RefSeq and is a predicted model, not a curated record. Gene Ontology annotation, molecular function: oxidoreductase activity.
GCCAAUUCCAGUCACUUUAUCAUCAAAGUGUGAAGGUUCAGUGAAACAAAAUGAGCCCACGACAAAAAACAGCAACUAAAAUGGAAGACCUUCCGGAGCUAUCCAAAGCAGGAUAUGCACACGUUGAUGGCGCACCGAAACCUCCGCCAAUGGCCAAUCCGAACUUCACCGUAGCCGAUCUAAAGGCGGCAAUACCACCGCAUUGCUUUGAAAAGGAUACGUUACGCGGGUUCAAUGUUUUGUUUUGGAAUUUGUUUGCGUGCGCCGUUUUAUUCUACGGUGCGUACGUUGUUUUGGAACUGAUGCAAUUGCCGCUUCCCGUUAAAAUAUUGGGUUAUAUGGUUUAUUGGUAUGUGCAAGGCAGCUACGGCAUGGGAUUGUGGGUCAUUGCACACGAAUGUGGUCACUACGGUUUUUCGAAUUCGAACAUCAUCAACGACAUUGUCGGCGCAUUUUGUCAUUCGAUAUUGAUGACUCCAUAUCAUAGCUGGCAAAUCACGCACAAAAUUCAUCACGCAAAUACUGGCAGCUGUGAAAAUGAUGAAGUCUACGCACCAUUCACACGCUCCGAUCUGGCUCCAACGUGGAGUGACUUGGUCGAAGACAGUCCAACGUAUAAUCUGUACAGAAUUGUUAAAAUGUUGUUGCUGGGAUGGAUGCCAGGGUAUUUGAUCGUAAAUUCAUGGGGACCAGCAAAAUACCGGACCACAACGGCGAAUCAUUUCAAUCCAGAUUCGGCUUUCUACUUACCGAAAGAACGGUCGGUUGUGGUCCUGAGCAAUAUCGAGUGUCUAGCAGUUCUGGCUGUUACGGGAUAUUUCAUUCAUAAUUACGGAUUUUGGCUGGUUUUCAAUUUAUAUUUGGCGCCGUUGUUGGUGACCAAUGCCUAUCUAGUUAUUAUAACGUAUCUUAACCACACCGACACAUUCGUUCCACAUCUUCGGGAAGACGGCUGGAACUGGCUCCAUGGAAAUUUAUGCACGGUUGAUCGUUCCUUUGGUAAAUGGUUGGAUGGUGUUCUACAUCGUGUUACCGAUACCCAUGUCUUGCAUCAUCUGUUCCCGAAAAUACCGCAUUAUCAUGCAGCCGAAGCGUUUGAAGCAAUUAAACCAAUAUUGGGAGACUAUUAUUUAAGGGACGAAACACCGAUCUUACUAGCUCUAUGGCGAUCAACCAAAUUUUGCAAAUACGUUGAUGACGAUGGCAAAGUCGUCUUUUAUAAAACGAAAAUCAACAGUUAAAUAUUGAAACGAGUCAUGCAUUCCUUUCACUAUUAAACAUGGACAGUUGAGCAUCGAAACGAGACGGACACAUUAUAACAGUGCGUUAUCUAUCAAUGGGAGAUAUGUUGGAAAUUGUAGUUCUUGCGUGAAGCUUACAAAUGCGAGGCGAAGGUGAAGUCGGUAAAAACGCAAGAAUCCAUAUAUUCAUCAUUUGUCCCGUUGACAAAUAUCGUAUUUUACAGAAAAAUUUUAGGUGAUGCGUCUCUCUAUUUCGCUGCUCAGUUCAUUCACCAUGUGACUGAUAAAUUUCUGACAAUAAAAAUUGAAAUAAAA